AUGGACUCCUCCGAGGAACCCCCGCUUUUGCAGCCUGCUUUCUCUUCGGAUAAUUUGGGGUUAGCUUCAGGAUCGGGUUCUUCGAAGGAUGCUGAUGUGCCUGCUGUGAGUUCCGAGCAAGCCGUGUGCGACUCUCCAAAGAGUAUGGGCUGGAGCCUCCCAGCUCAGAUCGAUAAAGAGCCGAGCUCCUCUGCAUUGGACGACCCGUCUGGUGGGGAGCUGGAAUUUGGCAGGCAAGGUCAGGUUUUUGAAGCGGACUGUGAACGCGAGUGGACAAGCGACGUUUGGGACGACCGCGAAGAGAUUGCUUACUACCGUGGGUUUGAUGAGGGGUCUGGUUCAGAUCCUAGAAUCUUUGGAGGAGUUGAUGCAGAGGAUGAUGGUUUUGAUGAGGCAUUACAAAGGCUCAUAGGGAGGGAUUUUGAACCGUCCGAGCUUGGUGUCCAAUUGCAUGCCAGCGACCCCGAGGCCCGCAUUGAUGAUUCUGUUGCGGACCCGGUUUUUGUGCAGGAGCGGAUGCUGGACGAACUAGUUAGAUACCCAGCGCCGCCAGCAGGUUUCAAGCUUCCAUGGGAGCGAGGUCCUAUGAAAAGCAUUUUCAGCGAGCACCUUCCUCAGCUGCCGAGUCUUGGAGGGAUGCCCAGGCGAUGCAUGCCAGACCCCUUGCCGUUGGUUGCUGCAUCCAGUGCUGUGAAAGCAUCCAAGCCAGCGUCAACUUCGGAGCCAAUUUUCAAAUUGGUAGUGAAAGCUGUCAAAGACGUGGGUUUCAUUGAACGCCGUGAGGAAAUGCUUCAGGUUUCGGUGCAUAGGCUUGCCAUUAGCCUGGAGUUGGUCGGUAAUGCUUCGGUGCCGCCGGAACUGCUACACCAAGGCAGGGUUGAUGCAGAGUCGCUCGAAGCCGCCCUAGGUGUGAGAAGCCCGCUCACGAUUACCAAGCGCGCGAACAACCUUGCUAGUUACAUCAAGUGGUGCACGGGCGAGAAAGUGAUGGGUGGCUGUUUCUUUCGGGAGGCAACCGUUUGGGAAUAUCUCUGUCAGUCUCGAGGUGCCGACUGCGUUUCCAUGUUGAGGUUCCUGCACUAUGUUCUCGGCCUCGACCUUGCACCAAUACUUAAAAGUCGACGCAUUAGCGGAAUCACAGAGCAGAUGCGAACAGGCAAGGGUUGGAUAAAGCAAGCAGCGCCGAUCUCCCUGAGCGAAAUUCUUUUCCUUCACCAGUUGCUAGAAGAACAAAGGUUGCACAAGUACGAUCUUGCAAUGGUUUCUUAUGUGCUCAUUGCUUUGUAUGCCCGUGCCCGCCACAGUGACUUAGCUGACGUGCAGAACGUCAACCACGACCACUCACCGGCAGGUGGGUUUCUGAUCAUUGAGUUGGGUCAGCACAAGACGCGAAGGGCCCAAGCGAGGUGCCGAGAGCUGCUCCCGGUGCUCAUACCGGCCAUCGGGGUGCAUGGGAAGUCUUGGUUGGGUUUAGCGCAGGAGUGCCUUGAGAAUGCAGGUUUAAGCCUAGAAGGCGAGCUGAAGGGUCCCAUCUUGAGGGCGCCUGCUAAUUCUUAUGGGGAUUCCUUGUGUUCGCGCGAAGUCCGAUCGAACGAGAUCACCUCGUUUCUUCGGAAGGUCCUCCAGCCAGUGUCAUCUAAGGAUCGCCUUGCUUGCGUGUCAUCACACUCGCUCAAAAGGACACUGCUGUCCUGGGCAGCGAAAUUUGGACUGAGCGAUGAUACUUGCUCAGUGUUGGGCCGGCACACUUCGGCUACUGUAAGCUCGAGGGCUCUGUAUGCGUUGGACCUUGCAACCGCACCGGCUCGUGAGUUGCAACGCAUGAUCUUGGAGGUUGCCGCAAAACGCUUUGUGCCUGAUGCGGCGCGCUCGGAAUACUUCCCUCUGAGGCCAGGUCCGUCUGAGCCGUGUGCGCCAACCCUUCACAAGCAAGACCAGACACUGAAGGGUGCAGGAGUACAGGUGAAGACCGAGGAUGCACUGGCUCCCGAGCCUAGUGAUUUGCCCGCAGGCCCCAUCCUUGUAGAUUCUGAGUCGGAUUCAUCUUCGAGCGAGAGCUCUGACAGCGGGUCCAGUGAGGACGAAAGCGAAUCCUCGAAAGAGCCGAGCAAGGUUCCGAGGUUGGAGGUUGAUUGGCCGCGCGAGCAAAUCGCCCUGCAUGUGAAGUCGCGUAUCGCCCACAGGAUUGUCUUCACCUCGGAGGGAGGCACCAUGGUGUUCUCCUGCGGGAGAUCGGGGGCCAAGAACUUUAAGAAGCUCGAAGGGUCUCGAGCGGCUUUGGCAUUUUGCCAGACAUGUCGGAAAGCCGACAGGUAA
Messenger RNA from Symbiodinium sp. CCMP2592, 2316 nucleotides. The record is from the annotation of a GenBank genome assembly. Lineage: Eukaryota; Dinophyceae; Suessiales; Symbiodiniaceae.